Molecule: messenger RNA, 1152 nt
Organism: Zymoseptoria tritici IPO323
Lineage: Eukaryota; Fungi; Ascomycota; Dothideomycetes; Mycosphaerellales; Mycosphaerellaceae
Exons: 6
Coding region: 1-1152 (383 amino acids)
Biological process (GO): protein phosphorylation; regulation of mRNA processing; spliceosomal complex assembly
Molecular function (GO): ATP binding; protein kinase activity
Source: RefSeq, a predicted model, not a curated record
AUGUUGCGCUUCUUCAAGACCUCAUUUCCGCCCCUUUCAAAACGAGUCAGACUCGACUCUCGGCCGGUACGAACUGCGACUACUUACGCGACCGCAAAGCUCGAAAACUCGAAGGACAGACACUACUCCGUGCGAAAUCAGGAAAGAUUUCAUGACGGGCGCUACGAGGCUAUCAAGCAGCUAGGUCAAGGCACAUAUUCACGAGUCUGGUUGGCAAGGGACUUGCACAGACAGAAUGGAUAUGUCGCAAUUAAAAUGCUGACCAACGAUUGCUAUGGUACCGAGCACGACAUCUUUGAAAUCGAGAUACUCGAAACGAUCACUCGCGAGCAGAAUCGGCAGGACCAGCCCAAUGGCGCUCACGUCCUGGGGCUUUGGGACAGAUUUCAGCUCACAGGCCCGAACGGGAGACAUGAAUGUCUAGUCUUGCCGGUCCUGGGAGGCACUCUUGGUGUCCAAGCGCGGCGCUUCACACAGCGGCGUAUACCCUCGGGGAUCAUGAAGGGUAUCUCACGGCAGCUGCUCAUUGGUCUGACAUUCUUACACGAGAGAUGUAGAGUGGUGCAUACAGAUCUGCAGCCGUCGAACAUUUGCUUCGACCUGAACCAGCAGCAGAUUGAAGGGAAGCGGUCAUCUGCUGACGGAGUAGCUUCAGAUGUGGCCAUGGGACAGAGUCUUGAGCAAGUCACUCCCAAGAGCGAACCGGGUGCACCAGGAACUGUUCGAAUCAUUGACUUUGGCGUCGGUAAGACGGAAUCAACCACGAGCAUACAGAUCAUCGAAUUUGUCAAAGGCCACAUCGCAUUCCCGGGACAAGCCAAGGAAGGAUCGUGGACCUCCAGCGAUGACCAUCUGGCGCAGUACAUGGAAGUCCUCGGACCUAUGCCUCGCGAGCUACUCGAACGAGGCACCAAAGCACACGAGUACUUCAACGAACAAGGUUCGUACUGGCCAAUUCCCACCUUGAAGCAGACGAGUCUCCAGGACUACGUAGUUGCUGAACAGGGUCCGUUCCAGCGGCCUUCAGAUAUGUCUGCAGAGGAAGCGCUGGUCUUCGCGGAUUUCUUACAGGGAGCGCUAGCACUCGACCCUGACCAUCGAAAGACGGCGAGUGAGUUGUUGGAGCACGACUGGCUCAAGGAUAUAGCCUGA